AUGACCCGCCCUCAGAGCUCUCCGAUUCUUUCGCAACUGCGUGGCGCAAAGACCUUUGCCGAACAGACUGUCGCACUUCAGGCGCUAAAGAAUGAAAUCGUGGGACAUGUCCAGCGAAAGGAAGAGUGGGUGUCUGUGGGUGUCCUGGAGCCCAUUGUGAGGUCUCUAGUGACGACGCGAUCUCCUAUGAAGACGAAUGACAAAGACACACGACAGUCCGCCACAUUGCGCCCGCUUUCUGAGGAAGACGGUGUCAAGCUACAAGCGCUACAGCUCAUAAGCAGCUUUGCGACCGGUGGUCCUGCUUUCCUGUCACCGCUCAGUGCCGCCAUGGCACUCCCCGCCAUUCUCAACAACAUUUCGCCUGCUUCCGCCCCGACUCAGAUCAUUUCUGCCGCCUUAAAGGCCCUCACAACUAUUGCUGAUGCUGCAUUGCUGGCGUCGCCGCCUUGCACUUUCAACAUUGACGCCAUCGCCGAUCAAGUUUUCCUCCCACAGCACAUUGGGUCGCUCAGUAUUAUUCUAGCUUCAUCAUCCGCGGCGGGAGUGAGCAUGGCCACCUUCAGACAGAACACUCUCGCUAUUGGCAUCAUAUGUCGUCUCUGCCGCGAGGAGCGUCAUCAACAGGCGCUUACUGCCGCUGGUGUACUGGACCUCUUGGCCACGCAACUAGCCAGCAUUGCUGUUCGUGAUGGUUUCGUCGUUCCGGGUGCGGAGGAGUCAGCUUAUAGAGAUGCCAUAUCCGGUGCAUUCCCUGUAGCAGCUAGAAACUGCGCCAAAAUUGGACUGGUUCUGGACGCGAUCAGUGCCAUUCUUGGAGAUUCCAAGUACCGUGCCACUCGGUUGAUUAAUUCGCCUUCCUUGUUAGCGGUGUUUCCUUCAAUAGAGGCUCGCAACUUUCCCCCAAUUGGAAUGAGCAGAAGCCAAGAACCAGAUGGGGAGCCGUCCAGACCCAAGUGUCUAACAGCUAUGGAAUACCUUCUUCCGGCCGUCGUCAUCCCGCGAACACGAAGCGGCACGUCGACACCAUUCUCUCAUCCGGACUACCCUGAAAUAAAGGGCAGCCGCAAAGGAAAAUCCGGUAUCCUACUGCCGGAGGCUACUCGCUUCCAUGUACCGGGCCACAACGGUUCAUACCCGAUCUCGGAUAUUGAAAGUCCGCUCGUUCCUUGGCUUGUGUAUCUAGUGAGAUCGCUUGGUGAUGUGGAACGCCUUUCGGCUCUAUCGGUUCUUGCUUCAAUUUUCAGAGCUGGACUCUGUCUGGCAAUUGCACGAGAGACAACUUUAGCUUUGCUGGUAGUACCGGUACUUAUCAACAGUAUCGAAAAACACGAUAAAGAAACCAAGGACGACAAGGAGGUGGAGGAUAUUGAGGACGUCAGAACUUUGACGAGACAUUACGUGCUGGAGCGGGCCCCUGUCAUCCUCGCACGUCUCAUAACCGACUGUGAAUUCUUGCAGAAAGCGGCUUUCGACUGUGACGCUGUCAAAGUACUCACGAAACUACUCAAAAACACCUAUCGGCCACUCCCACGGAUCCAGCCUCAAUACUGGUCAUCCCACGCUGAAGAGGGGAUGGAAGUAGAGGAUGCGUCGCCAACGCAUCGCCUUGGAGAUGGUGGUAUUCAUCCCGUGAUGGUUCACCGCAUGCGAGCACGUGAAGCUGUUCUCAAAGCAAUCGGCGCAAUGGCUGGCUCUGAAGAAAACUAUAGAAAAGCACUAGUGCUUGAGGACUUUGUACCAUACGUGGUAGAAUCGCUCAGCGAGUUUCCUGGGAAGCCUCGACAAGCCAAGGAUCACAAGGACAAGAACACAGUUCAACAAGCUCGUACCAGCCCAGAUCCCAAUUAUGGCACCAACCCUAUCAGUGUCAUCAUUGCGGCCUGUUUUGUGGCCAGGAUGCUGUCGAGAUCUGUCCAUACGUCCCGAACGGCAUUGAUUGACCACAAUAUCGCGGCGCCUAUUCUCAAUGCUAUGAAGCACUCGGAUAUCAACUUACGAAUUGCUGCAACUGCAACUGUCGCGAAUCUCGUUGUUUCCGUCAGUCCAUCAAAAGACUAUCUCACAGAACAUGGAGUUAUGAAGGUGCUCUGCGAGCAUGCACACUCUUACAAUCCUGCACUUCGGCUUAAUGCUCUUUGGGCCCUGAAGCAUUUCGUCGAUGGAGUUUCGGCCAGUACUAGGAAGACGUGCUUGGAGCUGCUAGAGCCAGCCUGGUUGAUUCAACUAAUCAGCGAUGAAGAGCAGGACGACAGUUCAUACAGCACAUCAAGGAUGGGAGAUGACUUGGAUGAAGAGAUGGAUGGUGAGCAGCUUGAAAUCCAGCCGCGUUGGAUGUACGCAGCCAAAGGCUCCAUUCAUUUCGUGGACGCUUCGGGGUCUUCUAAGCUUCGCCAGAUCGAGGACUAUUUAUCCACUAUCCGCGAGUCUGAAGGCAAUCCGGUCCCGAAAGCGCGCAAUGAUAUCAUCGCAGUUCAAGAACAAGGCGUGGACUUUAUUCGCAACCUGAUAGGUCGUGUUGAUGGAGGUGCGGGAGCAGACUCGGCCGCCGCCAACCCUGAAGUUAUAGAUUACCUGUUCAGGUCAUUGGGACAGGAUCGCCUGUUUGAUAUCCUGGCUGCAAAGCUGCGCGCCAGGGUCUUGCAUCCAUUUGUGCGCAGAACAACACUUGCCGGCCCCGAAUCGAAGAUUUCGCACCCAAACGCACGUAUUGUUACUGUCGUCAUAUAUAUACUGACGCAUAUUGCGGCAACCGGCCCGCGUUACUGCCAGUUUGUCGUCUCGCAAACGGAACUCCUCAAACUCCUGGCUCAGCAGGCCAACAACAAAGACAAUGAAGUACGCCUGGCACUGUGCCGUCUGCUUUACAACCUGACGACUAAAGAUAAUGGGGCAGAGGUACAGGCGUGCGCGCAGCGUGCGGCCGAACUUAAGCGCCUCGGCUUCUCUACUAAGAUGGAGACUUUGAUGAAGCAGGAUAGAGACCUGAAUGUCCGAGAAAACGCUCGCAUGGUCACUUGGCUUAUUGACAAUCCUGCUAGCUAA
This is a messenger RNA of Cordyceps militaris CM01, 3045 nucleotides long. Its product is annotated as Armadillo-type fold domain containing protein. Gene Ontology annotation, cellular component: GID complex. Lineage: Eukaryota; Fungi; Ascomycota; Sordariomycetes; Hypocreales; Cordycipitaceae. Gene Ontology annotation, biological process: proteasome-mediated ubiquitin-dependent protein catabolic process. Gene Ontology annotation, molecular function: protein binding. The transcript has 3 exons. The record is from RefSeq and is a predicted model, not a curated record. The coding region runs from base 1 to 3045 and encodes 1014 amino acids.